CAGAAGCAUAUUUGGAGUGUUGGUCCUUGCUGAUAUGUAUGGCAGAUGCCUGUUUCACACUCUACUCUUUGACUGCCAGCUAUGAUGUCAGAUAGAGUUGUUACCUGAUUAAGCAAUUGCUCAUCGCUUCCUGUUUGACACUUUCAAGUGCUUCCACACCCGGGGGACAGCCUCUGAAAAACUGCUUGCAAGUAUCAUCUCCAGCUAAGAGAUUUUUCAUUUUAAAGCUUAGGAAAAAACACUGGAGAAUCAUGAAAAUCACAUUUUUCUUUGCUGCAUUGUUCUUACUGGAUUUCUUCACUUUCAUUCCUGCUAAUCUGCAAUAUCCCUUGCCUGACAUAGAAGAUGCAAAGUUCAUUGAAGAUUGUGUGAGAACUCACAACACAUUUCGAUCCAAAGUGAAUCCACCAGCCAGCAAUAUGUUUCGCAUGUCCUGGGAUGCUGCUUUAGCUAAGAGUGCCAAAGCAUGGGCAAAGAAGUGCAAGUUUAACCAUAAUAUACACCUUGACAUGCCAGGAAAAAUGCAUCCCACCUUCCCAUUUGUUGGAGAAAACAUCUGGACUGGUACAGCCCGCAUCUUCUCUGUGGAUGCAGCUCUCAGGUCCUGGUUUAAUGAAGUCAGCAGCUAUGAUUUCAGCACAAAUACAUGUAGUGACAAGUGUGGUCACUACACUCAGGUUAUCUGGGCAGAGAGCUACAAAGUUGGCUGCGCAGUUCACUUCUGCAAUACAGUUGAAAAUUUUCCAGGACUGUUCAAAGCAGCACAUUUUGUUUGUAACUAUGGGCCAGCGGGGAAUUACCCAAGAAAACCAUAUAAAGAAGGACAGCCAUGCAGUAGAUGCAGUAAUGACAAGUGUGUAGACAAGCUCUGUGAAAAUGCGAAACGUGAGAAGCUGAUAAGUUAUGCCAACUGGUAUCCCGACUGGGAUACACAGCCCCAGCCACCACGGCCCCGGCCCCCCAGGCCUCCUGUGCCAUCAGACGUCCCACCUGCUGAGCAUCCACAGCCUUCUUGUGACCAAUACUGCCUUAGUGUUUUAAUUUUAAGGCCACUGUUUCUCGUAUUGAGUGCUGGUGCUGUACUUCUAGUACAACAGAAAUUUCCACACAUGUUUUUUUAUAAGUAAUGAUCGAUUAAGAUACUGAUUGUGAUCCUACCGCUGUAUUACU
Poecile atricapillus (Black-capped chickadee) is the source of this 1170-nucleotide messenger RNA. RefSeq names its product glioma pathogenesis-related protein 1-like. The transcript has 6 exons. Gene Ontology annotation, cellular component: extracellular region. Bases 252 to 1127 code for a protein of 291 amino acids. The record is from RefSeq and is a predicted model, not a curated record. NCBI's taxonomy places the organism in Eukaryota, Metazoa, Chordata, Aves, Passeriformes, Paridae.